Leptopilina boulardi is the source of this 2343-nucleotide messenger RNA. It is a transcript of the gene drongo, whose product is annotated as arf-GAP domain and FG repeat-containing protein 1. Lineage: Eukaryota; Metazoa; Arthropoda; Insecta; Hymenoptera; Figitidae. The record is from RefSeq and is a predicted model, not a curated record. The coding region runs from base 259 to 1494 and encodes 411 amino acids. Gene Ontology annotation, molecular function: GTPase activator activity. The transcript is spliced from 6 exons.
AAUGAUGACUCCCGAUGACUUCCAAUGAUUUGCGACGUCAAAAUAGGAGUGAAAAAAAAAUCGGAGCAUGUCGUUCAGAGGUGGAUUGAUAUUUAGACGGAUAAAGUGAAUGUGUUUUAUAAAAACAAUUUGCUUUAUCGAGUUUAGUUUAAUUUUCACCACAGUUGUGUUAAAGUGUAUAUGAACUCGUGAGAAGAUAGAUAAGCCUCUUUAAAAUUCUAAUUAUUAUUGUUAUUAUUAAUAAACACACACCAGAUCAUGGCGUCCGCAAAGAGAAAGCAAGAUGAGAAAAACUUGAAAAUGUUACGCGAGCUGGUCUCGCAACCGGGAAAUAAAGAAUGUUUCGAUUGCCGGCAACGAGGUCCAACUUAUGUGAACAUGACAAUAGGAUCUUAUGUUUGCAUGUCUUGUUCUGGAUUAUUACGAGGUUUAACGCCACCACAUCGAGUUAAAUCAAUUUCAAUGGCAACAUUCAAUCUGGAUGAUAUUAAUUUUCUUAAAGAACGUGGUAAUGAAUAUUGUCGAAGUACAUGGCUCGCAUUACAACCACAUAAUGAUUUUAUUUAUGCCGAUUCAAAAGAUGAACAAAAAAUGAAAGAAAUAAUGAUUGAGAGGUAUGAAAUGAAACGAUACUACAUAACGCCGUCUGAAAUUAUAAAAAAAACGAAAACACAAUCCAAAGAAUUGUCGACAAAUUCAAAUUUAACGAGAAUUACAAAUUCUGAAUGUGCACAACCACAAGCAACGUCAACGCCAAAUUCAACAUUAAUAACAGAAACAUCAAAAUCAAAUUCAUUUACUGCGGAUUUUGUUGCUGAUUUUAGUAAAGUACCCGAUCCUUAUCUUCCAACAACGCCAACGAAUUAUAAUCAACCUAUUGUUUCGCAACCUUCAUUCGCUAAUUUUGACAAUAAUCCUAUUUUCAAUUCUCCUAAAGGCACUGGAAGUUUGAAUCAAACGGCUGGAUGUUUAACGCCAAAUUUCAAUGGAAUUAAUUCACCACCAUCGGAAGAUCGUUAUGCAGCAUUAAAGGAUUUAGAUUGUUUAAUGAAACAAGCGCAAAUAAAGGAGGAAAAUCCUCCUGUUGGAUCUACAUGGAAUACAAAUAAUUCCAAUUUGUCAAAUUCAAUUUGGGGUGGUUACAAUAAUCAAGGAUCUCAAGUAAUUUCAAAUCCAUUCACAGCUAAUGAUCUAUGGCGUCCGUCCAAUAAUUUAAUCAAUAAUAAUAAUGUUCAAAUAUCGGAUAAUACACUUAAUAAUUCGGCAAAUCCAUUUAGACAAAUUCAAUUUUCAGUUAAUAACGGCAGUGCGUUUGAUACGCUUUGGGCAUCGAAGGAAUCGCGAAAUAAUGAGGAUGUUAUUCCAUCUAGUCAGCUUAUGACGUCAUUCCCGAAUAAAACGUGGCAACCGUCGGUUGCCGCUUAUCACGCAAAUCCAUUUGUCGUGGGCUCUGGUGACAUGACAAGAAAUUCGAACAAUCCAUUCUUGAGUUAGAAUGAUAAAAAAAAACAAAACAAUCCGUAACAGACUUACGAACAAAAUAAUUAUUGCGAAAAUAAGCUUAGCAUAGGAAAAAAAAAAAUUUGUUUUUUAAAAAAGAACAUGACUUGAUUGGCAAUUAGUACCCUUAGGAGCACCAAUCUCUUCUAUUCAUAAUAAAAUAAGUAAUGCGAUUAUUUAUGAAAAAAAAAUAAUUUUACAAAUUAAAAAUAUUACUAUACUGUUACCAGGUUAUAAUAUAUAUAUAUAUAAAUAAAUAUAUGAAAAAAAAAAAUAUUUCCGCCACUUGCGAUACACGCUUAAUAUGUAAAUUUUUUUUUAGAGCUUUAAAAAAAUUUUUUUGGUGAAUGAAAAAAUUAAAAAAAAAAAAAAAAAAAAAGAAAUUAGUGAACAAAGAAAACAAUUCCGUCGUUUCAUUCCAUCUAUUAUAAUAUCCAUGACAUUAAAAAUGUCAAUUGUACUAUUGUAAUUUAAUAUCAAACUAAUUAUAUAUAUAAAUUAUUCUAAUCGAUAUUUAUAAAAAGAAAAUAAUAAUUGACAACAUCGUUUCGAACAAGAAAGUAUUAAUCUUCUUUAUUAAUAGAUUGGAUUGUAUAAGUGAUUAGAUAAGGGAUCUGACUAGGAAAAAAAAAAUUGUAUUAUUUUUAUAGUGGCGUUUAGAUAAAACAAAAAAGAAAAUCUAUUUUUGCGACUGUUUAAGGCGAAUUUGAAAAUUGUUUUUUUUUUUUUUUUUUUGGAAAGCACACAAAUACUAAAUAAAUUAAAACGACGAAUGUUAAUAGUGCACACUUAAAUAUUUUAUUCGCUUAGAAAUUUUCUAAUAAAUACAAAAUCACAAAUGAA